CGAAGAGGAGCAGUAGCAGACGAUGGUACUUCGUGGUUCGUGCCUCAAUAAUCUUUCUGAUUAUAAGUUUCACAUGCUGUUAUUUACAAUUCGUAGCCAACUUAAGUAAUUGUGUAGUUGUGUUUUAAAAAAAGGCUGUAAUGUUCUCACUGGGUAAAAAAUCGAAUCCUACCUCCAAACCCAAAUCAAAUGAACCUAUUGCGGGAUCGAAACCAAAAAACCUUGCACAAUUUGGUUUUCUAGACAUGGGGUUUCAAAAUGAUGGGAUGGCUGGAGGUGGAGAUAGUGAUGAUGAUCUUGAAGCUGAACUUGCUGCCUUGACAAAAGGCACAAAACCAAGUCGUGAGAAAAAAACCAAGAAAAUGAUUUCUGAGAAAGAACUUGCUGCCUUGGUUUCUAGCAGCAUGGCUGAUAUACCAUCUGAUGCUGAAAUUUCAGACAUAGAUGAUGCGGAAGUUGAAGAUGAGCUUGGAGAACUUUGUGGCAAAGAAGAAGAUCCAGAACCUUCAGAGAUACCAAUUCAAGCUCCCACAAUGAAUACUGAAGGAAUCAUCAAACUGCUGAAUGAAAGGAUAGACAUGUAUAAAGUGGCUGAAAGUAAUGCCAGUAAAAUGGGCGAUACAACAAAAGCAAGAAGGUUUAAUAGAGGAGUAAAAUCUUUAAAUGAUAUGCUUAAGCAAACACUUUCAGGAAAAGUUAUUUCUAUGGAAGAUAUCCCUCCUCCUUUGGCAGAAUCAAAUAAAACUUUUGCGAAAGCAGUUCCGAAAGAAGACGUUACGAUUACGGAUAAUUUAGACGUAUCAGUUUCUUCAAAUAAAGGCGACACUCCCGUUCCUGUCCUUCCAUCGAAACCUAUGGUUCCUGUGCGAGUUGCCCCUCUACCCCCAGGCACCGCGCCGCCUAUUCCUCCCAGAGUACUAGUGCCUAAUUCUGUAGCUGAAAUUGAUCAGCACAAACCCAAUGAUUACGUUUUGACCCAGCCUUCAAAAGACAUUGAAAAUGCAUUAGCACGUAGACAGGAGUUUAAAAAUGCAGCUUUGCAAGCUAAACGUGCAGGAGAACAAGCAGCAGCAUUGCAAUUUGUUCGUCUAGUCAAAGUAUGUGACCAGAUGGUUGAUUCUGCAAAGCAAGGCCUACCCGUAGAUUGGUCUUGCUUGCCGUCAGUUGACGUCGUAGGAAGUGAAAACAGCAUUCCUUCGAACGUAGUUGAAAAAGUUUCAGAGAAAGAGGAAACGUUAUCAAGCCCAGUGAUACAAAAUGAUAUUAUACCUCGUGCCACGGAGGCAGUAAAAGAACCACAGGUGCCACCCGCUGUAUCUGCUAUACGUAUUCCUCAAUCGACUUUAGAAGCGCUAGAACAACGUUUAGCCAAAUAUCAGAGUGUCAGUCAACAAGCCCAAGAGGAAGGAAAUAGUUCAAAGGCAAGACGAUUUGGAAGAAUUAUUAAGCAAUAUCAGGAUGCCAUCAAGCUUCACAAACUUGGAAAACCAAUACCAUUUGACGAACUUCCCGACCCACCAGGAUAUCCGCCAAUUCCUGGAGCACCGCGAAAAGCAGAAGAAACGGAAAGUUCUUUAGCGUCCCAAACCCAAUCUGGUGAAGGCGCAGCUUCAGAAUCUACUAUCAUAACUCCAGAAAAGCCUUCAGCAUUGCAACCCCCGACUGCUGGUCCGAGCACAGCAAUAUCACCUAAAAUUUCACAAACUAAAACUACAUUGGCAACUCGACAAGAUAAACAAUUGGCUGUAUUGUUAGAACGACAGAGUAUGUUCAAAACAGCUGCACUAGAAGCGAAAAAAUCCGGGGAACUGGAACUGGCGAAAGAAUAUCUACGAAUGGCUAAAGGAUUGGAUCCACUAAUAAGUGCGAAUAAAUGCGGAGUACCUGUUGACAUGGAUACGUUACCGAUUCCUCCGCAAAUGAAACUUCGGUCAUCCGAUAAAAAAGGCGUCCCAAUCAAAUCAGAUGGUUCAUCGGAGGGUUCAUUUAUGGAUGACUUCGUAGUGCUUUCAAGCGAAGACUGUAUACCUAUGCCAACCGGCGAUCAAAACAGUUCCGGUAUUUUUGGGCAGUUGUAUAAUGAUCUAUUGGCGCAGUUAAAGAUGUGCACCGAUAAUCGCGAACAUUACAAAUUAAUUGGAGACAUAGCAAACGCCAAUCGAUUUGACCAAUUGGCACUCCACACUCGAAAAGAUUUAGAUGUGAUACGCAGCUCAGCAGUGAGAGGUGACACCAUACCACGAUGGAAAAACGAAAUGAGAACUUUUUCGAUUGUCAAGUGUUGUACCGAUUUGAAAGAUGACGAUAUGGAAGUGACGAUUAUCCGGGGACUUUCUUAUAAUGUAGCGAAUCCCAAAACUAUCGAUACUUACGCGAGAUUUGAAGUUCCUAUUCCAUCUUCCGACAAUCCGACUAGGGAGAAAACCAAUACUGUCAAAGAUACAAACAGUCCCGAAUAUAAUGAGACGUUUACGGUCACUAUAAAUCGACAAUCACGUACUUUGCUUCGCGUUUUCAAAGCGAAGCUCAUCAAAUUUGAAGUUUGGGCUAAAGGUGGAUUCUUGCGCAGCGACGUUCUCAUAGGAACGGCAUCAGUGAAACUGGCGGAUCUACUAAAUCACUGUCAGAUCCAUCAGGCCGUGGACUUAAUGGACGGAAGGAAACCCGUGGGAGGUAAACUGGAGGUUAAAAUAAGACUUCGAAAUCCUAUCGUUGGGAAAGAAACGGAACAGGUACAAGAAAAAUGGACUGUUCUUACAUAUUGAAACAGUUAUAUUCAGUGAACUUGUAUCCACAACUAGCACACACUACCUAUAGCGGCUAUUUCCCACCUACCUUUGCAACUUUUUAUGUAUGUGUUGCUUGAUUUUUUCUCUUUUGGCCAGUUCUGAAUCCCGACUAAAUCUGAAAUGGAAAAAAACUACCGAUUUCUCUGUACCAACCGACUCGCAACGGACUCUUCGCAGUUCCAUUCGUGUCCAAAUGUUACACGCUUUAUUGAGAUAUGAAUGAACUGGUUCAAACAUUACCUUUUUUGUAUGGAAACCGAGAAUAUAUUUUUCUUCCUCAAGGGAAGGAGAAAUCUGAA
Daphnia magna is the source of this 3088-nucleotide messenger RNA. It is a transcript of the gene l(2)gd1, whose product is annotated as coiled-coil and C2 domain-containing protein 1-like. Gene Ontology annotation, cellular component: nucleus. The record is from RefSeq and is a predicted model, not a curated record. Gene Ontology annotation, molecular function: DNA-binding transcription repressor activity, RNA polymerase II-specific; RNA polymerase II cis-regulatory region sequence-specific DNA binding. The coding region runs from base 141 to 2765 and encodes 874 amino acids. Lineage: Eukaryota; Metazoa; Arthropoda; Branchiopoda; Diplostraca; Daphniidae. The transcript is spliced from 14 exons. Gene Ontology annotation, biological process: regulation of transcription by RNA polymerase II.